AUGGCUUUUGGACAGCUUAAGAAUGGGAAAGCCCCUGCAGAGGAUGGAAUCACGACUGAGCUUCUGAAAGCAGGUGGCACACCUGUAUUGAAGGAGCUCCAAAAAAUCUACAAGUUGAUUCUAUUCAAAAGGAAAACUCCAGAGGCGUGGGCUAGGAGCGUAGUGGUCUUGUUUUUAAAAAAGAGUCAUCACAAACCUUCUCGCGCUAGACUCGAUGAAUCCCAGCCACCGGAGCAGGCCGGGUUCCGAGGAGGAUACAGUACCAUAGACCACAUACACACAAUAAGGCAGAUUAUACAGAAAGCCUAUGAGUAUAAUCAGCCCCUGUGCUUAGCUUUCGUGGACCAUGAGAAGGAUUUCGACUCUAUUGAAAUCUACGCCGCAACUAUGACCGUCUUAUUCCGGAACCGGCAGUCUGAACACAUCUCUCUGCAUCGAGGAGUGAGACAAGGGGAUGUUAUAUCCCUCAAUUUGUUCACAAAUGCAUUGGAGGACAUGUUUAAGACACUGGACCGGAACAGACUGGCAUAA
Molecule: messenger RNA, 531 nt
Organism: Bombyx mori (domestic silkworm)
Lineage: Eukaryota; Metazoa; Arthropoda; Insecta; Lepidoptera; Bombycidae
Exons: 3
Coding region: 1-531 (176 amino acids)
Source: RefSeq, a predicted model, not a curated record